This is a messenger RNA of Morus notabilis, 1283 nucleotides long. RefSeq names its product E3 ubiquitin ligase BIG BROTHER. The transcript is spliced from 11 exons. Lineage: Eukaryota; Viridiplantae; Streptophyta; Magnoliopsida; Rosales; Moraceae. Gene Ontology annotation, molecular function: ubiquitin-protein transferase activity; ubiquitin conjugating enzyme binding. The coding region runs from base 317 to 1090 and encodes 257 amino acids. The record is from RefSeq and is a predicted model, not a curated record. Gene Ontology annotation, biological process: protein ubiquitination; negative regulation of organ growth.
UUCUCUCGAACUCUUCAACACACACAGAGGAGAGAGAGAGACAAGAGAGAGAAACAAGAGAGAGAGAGAGAGUUAUUCAGUAUUCACAACAUAUAUACCUGUUCGUUUGAAGUUUUGCUGCACCACCUUCAUCAAUAUUUUCUCGGUGCAUUUCGAUAGAAAGAUGUGAUUCCAUUUUCACUUCUUCUAGCCAAAACACGGGGUUAAGAAGAUAAAAAGUUGAAUCUUCAAUUUUUCCAGCACUGACCAGUUUUGGAAUGAGACUUGAACCCUGGAAACUAGUAAGCUUGUUAUAUGGAAAGCUAGUUUGUGAAAAAUGAAUGGAAAUAGACAAAUGGAAGUGCAUUACAUCGACACCGGUUUUCCUUACACCGCCACUGAGAGCUUCAUGGACUUCUUUGAAGGCCUUACACAUGUCCCUUUGAGCUAUGCUCAUAUCCCAGGUCCUGUUCACGAUCAGGAAAAUUUAUACUGGUCAAUGAACAUGAAUUCAUACAAAUUUGGAUUCUCUGGGCCUGAAAGUAGUACUUCUUACUAUGGUCCUUAUGAGGUAAAUGAUCAUUUGCCAAGAAUGGAUGUCAGCAGGAGAGCUUGGGAGUACCCUCCAAUGAUGACUACGGAAGAGGUUCCAGCCACGGAUCCACAACCUGGAGGGGACGCCGAUUGCGAUGCCAAUGUCGAUGUCGAUGCUGAUACAGAAGAUCACGCUACACCUGAAGAAUAUAGUCCAAAUGAUCAAAAUACGAAUACUUCCCAGGCCAUAUGGCAGGACAACAUAGAUCCUGAUAACAUGACCUACGAGGAAUUACUCGACUUGGGUGAGGCAGUUGGGACUCAAAGUCGAGGUCUUUCCGAGGAGCUUAUUAAUUCGCUUCCGACCUCGAAGUGCAAGUUUGGAAGCCUUUUCUCGAGAAAAAAAUCGGGAGAGAGAUGUGUUGUCUGCCAGAUGAGGUACAAAAGAGGGGAUAGGCAAACAAAAUUGCCAUGCAAGCAUGUAUACCAUAGUGAGUGCAUCAGAAAAUGGCUCAGCAUCAACAAGAUAUGCCCAGUUUGCAAUGUCGAGGUAUUUGGCAACGAAUUAAGGCAGUGAAGCAUCAAACAUUUGGGGAAAAAAAGCCCGGAAAUUCGAUUUUCUUUAUUUUUCUUUAUAUUUGGUUCCUUUUCUUUUUUACAUACAAUGGCUAGGUGAUGGGUAGAUAGCUUUUUCUUUUUUACUCCUGUUAAUUUGAAGUUCCAUUUCACUCUUUUAACAUCUUGUAAGUGAGCUCACGAGUUUCAGAUUA